Neltuma alba is the source of this 2755-nucleotide messenger RNA. RefSeq lists its product as uncharacterized. NCBI's taxonomy places the organism in Eukaryota, Viridiplantae, Streptophyta, Magnoliopsida, Fabales, Fabaceae. The transcript has 15 exons. The coding region runs from base 70 to 2085 and encodes 671 amino acids. The record is from RefSeq and is a predicted model, not a curated record.
AAGCUUAGUGCUUUUAACUUUCAACCUCCCCGUAAUCCUGCGACCAGGUUUCCCUGUCCUGGUCACCAAAUGCUCCGUAUCUUAUGUGCUAAGAGAACCGGCAAGAGGAGAUACCCAUCGGAGAAGAAGAAGCUAAAAUCCAAGCAUAAAGAAAUUCUCAAAGACUUGAAGGAUGAGAACAAGUUUGAGGGUACAUGGAGGCUUUAUAAGCUCGGGGUUCCAAUUGAUAAGGAUCCUGGCAAGGAUUUUCUCGAUGUUUCAGAUGGGCUUCUUGAAGAGAUUGCCAAAGUUCUUGAGUUCCCGGUUGCUUCAUUGUUACCACGUGAAGCUUUCUCGGUUGUUCGGAAAUCAUUUGAUGCCAGGAAGAAAUUAAAGGAGCCCAAAUUUGUGCAUACUGUGGACAUGGAUGUAAAAAAACUCCUCAAUCUAGAGCCUCGAACUUGGGACUUCAUUUCUCGGCUAGAGCCUAAAGUUGGCCUUGUAGAGCAUGUGCAUGAUGGAAGAGUUUUGGGUGAUUUGACGAGUAUAAUACACGAUUACAAAGAUCAUGAUGAAGAUGCAGCAACAAAUAUAGACAGAAAUAACAUUUUCUCAGGAGAUUUGUACCAAAUCCGAGGAACUAGGAAACCAAAAAUUGCAGUAGUGGGUGGCGGGCCUUCAGGUCUUUUUGCUACUCUUGUUCUUGCUGAGCUUGGUGCAGAGGUAACAUUGAUGGAGAGAGGCCAGGCUGUUGAAAAAAGGGGGCGUGAUAUUGGUGCUCUGGUUGUUCGUCGGAUUUUAGAAACAGAAAGCAACUUCUGCUUUGGGGAGGGUGGUGCAGGUACCUGGAGUGAUGGGAAACUGGUAACUAGAAUCGGACGAAAUAGUGGCAGUGUUCUUGCGGUAAUGAGAACUCUGGUGCAGUUUGGAGCUCCCCAAAACAUAUUAGUUGAUGGGAAGCCCCAUUUAGGAACAGAUAGAUUGGUUCCGUUGCUUCGCAACUUUCGGCAACAUCUGCUAGAGUUGGGCGUCUCCAUCAAGUUUGGGGCCAGAGUAGACGAUAUAAUCAUUGAAGAUGGACAUGUGCUGGGGGUUAUGGUAUCUGACUCGACUGAUAGAUUACAAGCAAACAGCCAGAAGAUGGAAUAUGAUGCAGUUAUUUUGGCUGUUGGCCAUUCUGCUCGUGAUACAUAUCAAAUGCUUCUUUCUCAUAAUGUGGUUUUGGAACCAAAAGAUUUUGCCGUAGGACUGCGGAUUGAGCAUCCUCAAGAACUAAUAAACAGCAUACAGUAUUCUGAAUUGGCCUCUGAGGUUCGUAGUGGACGGGGUAGAGUGCCAGUGGCAGAUUACAAAGUUGCCAACUACUUUCAUGAAGAGGAUAGUCGUGAUUUAUCUAACUAUGGGAUGGCAAAUCGUAGUUGCUACUCUUUCUGCAUGUGUCCAGGUGGGCAGGUGGUUCUCACCAGCACAAAUCCAUCUGAACUAUGCAUCAAUGGCAUGUCAUUCUCUCGGCGAGCAUCUAGGUGGGCAAAUGCUGCACUUGUGGUGACAGUCACAAUGAAGGAUUUUGAAGCUUUAAAUUAUUAUGGGCCUCUUGCAGGUGUCGAAUUUCAGAAAGAGUUUGAGCAAAGAGCUGCCACAAUGGGAGGGGGAAACUUUACAGUGCCUGUCCAGACAGUGACUGACUUUUUGGAAGGGAAGCUAUCUGUGACAUCGGUGCCUCCAUCAAGUUAUCGUUUGGGUGUGAAGGCAGUAAAUCUUCAUCAGUUAUUUCCUGUUCACAUAACAGAGGCUUUACAGCAUUCAAUUGUAGCAUUUGACAAGGAGUUGCCAGGAUUUAUCUCUAAAGAGGCACUCCUUCAUGGUGUAGAGACUAGGACCAGUUCUCCUAUCCAAAUUCCACGCAAUGCUGACACUUAUGAAAGCACAUCUCUGAAAGGUCUUUACCCAGUUGGCGAAGGAGCAGGUUAUGCUGGUGGAAUCAUUAGUGCAGCAGUGGAUGGAAUGUAUGCCGGAUUUGCUAUGGCAAAAAACUUCGGGUUAUUUCAUGGUGACAUUGAGUCUGUUCUGGGCAAAGCUCAGAAUGUUGGAUUUGUCAAGUACUAGGCAUCAUCUGACUCUUGCUCAGUUUUACCCGCUAGUAUUGCCAGGUGCACAAGUUUACAGGUGAUAUUCUCCAAAUUGCUGUGGAUAGUGGAAUUGGAUCGAUUAUCCCAGUCUCAUCACCGUGUAUUUGAGCAGGUGUAAAAAGUUCCGUGAUUAGUUUUGGACGAUUUUGAUCUGAGGCAUGAUGCACUGAGGACCGACAUGGUAUCCAAUGCAAUGGCAAUAUUACCCAAAAAAAACAAAAACAAAAUCGGUGGGAACUUGCAUUUUUCUAUGUGGGAAAGGACAAAGGAGGAGUUCAUGAUUCUUAUUUUUAUUAGAGUUUUGAGGAAGCUAAUAUAGUCACAUGGUCUUGCUACAUGGCACACCAUGAUACGUGUCUCAAAAGCAUAGCACAAAGGAUUAACAAGUUGCUUUUGUCGACCAAGAUCGAUGAGUUUAAUUAAAGAAAAAUAAAUCUGCCAACCCUUGUUAUGGUUGGUGGCAUCGUCUUCAACCCUAGUGGUGACUCUGACAGAGAGAGAGGACAGCGGAGAGGCAAGGCAUAUGCAUGAAGCCUGAGAAUUUUAUGACACGGGACAGUGUUGUCCUGAGAUUACAAGACCAAUCCAAGUGUGGAAUGGCUCUGAAAUUACAAAUUAGUCUAUCUUCUCUUUUACAGAAUGAUUGG